GUGAGUGAAGACGGAGAAGCAUUGGCUCUGACAGACUACGUGGAGGAUUUAGCUGGUGAAGCAGACGUCGUCAAGCUCCGAGGUGCGGUCAAGGCGAUGUAUAACGACGGCCAGCUCGAAGACGUUGACAGUGCUCAGCUGAAGGUCUACGAGAAUCGAGCAGUCUAUGAAGACAAAACGAGGCGGAAGCUCCUUCGAUCAUCGAGAUUAGUGGCUGGGCUUGGAGAGGACGAGGCCCAAGCGAUGAUCGUGGAAGUA
Messenger RNA from Phytophthora sojae, 258 nucleotides. RefSeq lists its product as hypothetical. The annotation marks the transcript as partial. The transcript has a single exon. Lineage: Eukaryota; Oomycota; Peronosporomycetes; Peronosporales; Peronosporaceae. The record is from RefSeq and is a predicted model, not a curated record.